AUGGCCGCAUCCACCCUGUCCGUCUGCUCCAGCGACCGGAGCUACAGCAGCCGUGUCUGCCUGCCCGGCUCCUGUGACGCCUGCCCCGACUCCUGGCAGGUGGACGACUGCCCAGAGAGCUGCUGCGAGCCCCCCUGCUGUGCCCCCUCCUGCUGUGCCCCCACCUGCUGUGCCCCCUCCUGCCUGACCCUCAUCUGCACCCCUGCGAGCUGCGGGUCCAGCCCCUGCCAGUCAGCCUGCACCAGCUCCUGCCAGCCCUCCUGCUGCAGCUCCUCCCCCUGCCAGGAAGGCUGCUGUGUGUCUGUCUGCUGCAAGCCCGUCUGCUGCACCCCUGUCUGCUGCAAGCCCAUUUGCUGCACCCCUGUCUGCUGCCAGGCCUCCCCCUGCUCAGCCUCCUCAUGCUGCCAGCAGUCUAGCUGCCAGCCCUCCUGCUGCAGCUCCUCCCCCUGCCAGGAAGACUGCUGCCAGCCUGUCUGCUGCACCCCUGUCUGCUGCAAACCCGUCUGCUGCACCCCCGUCUGCUGCAAGCCCGUCUGCUGCACCCCGGUCUGCUGCCAGGCCUCCCCCUGCUCAGCCUCCUCAUGCUGCCAGCAGUCUAGCUGCCAGCCCUCCUGCUGCAGCUCCUCCCCCUGCCAGGAAGACUGCUGCCAGCCUGUCUGCUGCACCCCUGUCUGCUGCAAGCCUGUCUGCUGCACCCCGGUCUGCUGUAAGCCCGUCUGCUGCACCCCGGUCUGCUCUGGGCCCUCCUCCUGCUGUCAGCCCAGCCCCUGCUCCUCGUCCUGCUGCAGACCGUCCUCUUGCGUGUCCCUGCUCUGCCGCCCCGUGUGCAGGCCCGCCUGCUGCGUGCCCGCCUCCUCCUGCUGUGCCCCUGCCUCCUCCUGCCAGCCCAGCUGCUGCCGCCGAGCCUCCUGCGUGUCCCUGCUCUGCCGCCCCACGUGCUCCCGCCAGGCUUGCUGCGUGCCUGCCUCGGCCCAGAAGUCCUGCUGCUGA
Neogale vison (American mink) is the source of this 990-nucleotide messenger RNA. Its product is annotated as keratin-associated protein 10-7-like. The coding region runs from base 1 to 990 and encodes 329 amino acids. The transcript has a single exon. NCBI's taxonomy places the organism in Eukaryota, Metazoa, Chordata, Mammalia, Carnivora, Mustelidae. The record is from RefSeq and is a predicted model, not a curated record. Gene Ontology annotation, cellular component: keratin filament.